UGCAAUGACCGUUCAUCGUCCAAACAAUGUCCAUUCAGCAGUUCAAAGGCUCAAUCGUCCCCCUUCCUCUACUGGUAGGCCAAAAACAACAACAGCUUCUUCAACUUCGCUAAAUGUCUCUCAAAUUUCUUCCCAAUCAACAAGUAGUAGCUCAGGGAAUGAAUGUGUUAAAGUUGUUGUUAGAUGCCGACCUCUCUCUUCUUCCGAACAAGCUCAAGGGCACAAUUGUUGUGUUAACGUCGACUCCAAAAGUGGCAUUAUCGAAUUAACAAACCCUCAAUGCCCUGAUGAACCAGCAAAAUGUUUUUCCUUCGAUUCUGCCUUUGAUCUAAAUUCCAAACAAUUGGAUGUUUACGAUGAAGCUGUUAGACCAAUUGUUGAUUCGGUACUUCAAGGAUUUAAUGGCACUGUCUUUGCUUAUGGUCAAACUGGGACGGGGAAAACAUACACGAUGGAAGGGCCGAGCGGAAUUGGAAAGAACAUUGCUUCAGAUCAAAGAGGUGUCAUUCCCAACUCCAUAGAUCAAAUAUUCCAACAUAUUGCUCAAUCACCCCCUUCCCUUCAAUAUCUAGUACGUGCCUCUUUUUUGGAAAUAUAUCAGGAAGAAAUUCGCGAUCUUUUAGACAAAAGUGGGGGAACUGGAAAACGCUUAGAAUUGAAAGAAAGGCCAGAUGUAGGUGUUUAUGUACGCGAUUUGAGUUCAUUUGUUACUCAAAGCGUUGAAGAGAUUGAACAUGUAUUAAAAGUUGGUCAUUCUAAUCGGAGCGUUGGAAGAACCAACAUGAAUGAACACAGCUCUAGAUCACAUGCCAUUCUUGUUUUGACUGUGGAAAGCUCUGAAAUUGGGCCGGAUGGACAGCCACAUAUUCGAGUUGGCCGCUUAAAUUUGGUUGAUUUGGCUGGCAGUGAGCGCCAAAGCAAAACAGGCUCUGAAGGUCAUCGAUUUCGAGAGGCUACAAAAAUCAACCUUUCCCUGUCUGCACUAGGCAACGUUAUCGCUGCUUUGACAGAUCAACAAAGUUCUCAUAUUCCUUAUAGAGAUUCUAAGUUAACCAGAUUGUUACAAGAUUCCCUUGGCGGGAAUUCUAAAACUGUAAUGAUUGCAAAUAUUGGCCCAGCUUCUUACAAUUAUGAAGAAACUUUAUCUACACUUCGUUAUAGUUCUAGAGCUAAACAAAUUCAGAAUAAACCAAUAAUAAACGAAGAUCCAAAGGAUGCUCUCCUUCGCGAAUUUCAAGAAGAAAUUGCUCGCUUAAAGACUUUAUUAGAGCAAAAAGGAACCAAAAGGCGUCAAUCACGUCACAACAAUAAUAAUGACCUUAUAUUACAAAAUGGGUCUAAAAUGGAUACAAGUACUGAUCUGGCAGAAAAGGAAGCAGAAGGAAUUUACAGAGAAAAACAGGCAAAAUUAGAAAUGGAAAGGCAACGACUUUUACACAAUAAUCACAUUAUUGAAGAAGAAAAACAACGAAUUUUGUCUGCCUUAACAGAACGUGAACAAGAAUUAGAACGGGAGAGGCAAGAACAGCUUUCCCUUACAGCAAAAAUUAGACAAAUGCAAAGCAAAUUGCUUUCGGGAGAUGGAAAUUUACUUGAUAGAACGAGAAAACAGGAAACUUUGAUGGGGCAGAGGAGGGCUGAAUUGGCUGAACAAAGGGUUUUUAUACAGGCGGACCUCAUUUUUAGAUACACCCAAUACUAG
Messenger RNA from Meloidogyne enterolobii, 1702 nucleotides. The record is from the annotation of a GenBank genome assembly. NCBI's taxonomy places the organism in Eukaryota, Metazoa, Nematoda, Chromadorea, Rhabditida, Meloidogynidae.